CACACCCACAACCGUCGUCGUCGUCAGUUCGUCUCGUCCUGACUGUUCGGUACCGCUGCCGUUGGUUUGGCAGCGCGCUUCACCCGUCUAUAUAUUUUUGUUCAUUUUUGGUUAUUUUUAAGAAUUCAACGGAGAAGAGCGACCGCACGAGACCGGUUGGGGGUGGCUGUGUUUGCUUUAGAGAUCUUUUAGUAAAAGAAAUCGAAUUCUGUCGCGGCGGGCGGAAACGGCAAAAGACAAAAAUAGCCUACCCGUAUUAUUAUGACAUUGCUGGUAUUCUUGAUUGCGGUUGCCCACUGCGUCUAUACACCGUUCACGAAAGUGGAGGAAAGCUUCAAUCUGCAGGCGAUUCACGAUUUGCUGUACCACAGAUUGAACAUUAGUCAGUAUGAUCACCUGGAAUUUCCCGGUGUCGUUCCACGUAGUUUCCUCGGGCCACUAUUCAUCACGUUUCUGGUGACGCCUGUGGCAUCGGUGCUUGACUUUUUCGAGGUGAACAAGUUUUGGAUGCAGUAUGUCGUUCGUCUCGCCUUGGCGGCCACUGUAGUAUUCGCAUGGAGCCAACUUCGUGCGGUAGUCCGCAGUAUCAGUUUCGGGGCUUCACUGUGGUACAUUCUGAUCACCAUCACCCAGUUUCACUUUAUGUUCUACAUGAGCCGCCCGUUGCCAAACAUCAUGGCUCUUCCGUUGGUCCUGUUGGCCGUGUCAUACUGGGCAGAUCGUCGCACGAAAUCGUUUAUCACCUGUGCCGGAGCGGCCAUUAUAAUUUUCCGUGCGGAACUGGCCAUGCUGUUGGGGCUGUAUCUUCUCUACGAUAUGUACUACGACCGUGUGAAGCCGCGGAGCAUGAUUUAUAAACUGGUCAUCAUUGUCGGAAUUCUGCUACUACUCGCAACGGUCGCCGUCGAUAGCUUCUUCUGGCGUCGGCCACUGUGGCCUGAAGCGGAAGUUUUCUGGUUCAAUACAGUGCUGAACAAAAGUUCCGAAUGGGGAACUUCGCCCUUUCUGUGGUACAUCUAUUCGGCCCUUCCGCGAGCGAUGGGCUUUUCGAUUCUGUUCGUCCCCUUCGGACUGAUAAUGGAACCACGGAUUAGAGGAUUGGUGAUUCCGGCGUUUGUGUUCGUGCUGCUUUUUUCGAUGCUACCACACAAGGAACUUCGGUUUAUUAUCUACGUGUUUCCUCUGUUGAAUGUGGCAGCUGCUUGUGCCUGUAGUAAAGCUUGGAGUUUACGCUGGAAACGGUCCAAACUUACCACAGUCGUAGCGUACGCAAGUCUCGCUCAUCUGUUAGGGAAUGCACUUCUCACAAUGUUUUUGCUGCUGGUGGCAGGAACCAACUAUCCCGGUGGAGUCGCAAUAUCGAGGUUCCAUCGACUCGCGGCGGGUGAAUCGAACGUGACCGUUCACAUAGACAACCUGGCCGCGCAGAGCGGUGUCUCUCGGUUUUCACAAAUCAAUUCCGACUGGAUUUACAGCAAAGAGGAACGGCUCAUUCCAGGCGAUCUACGAUUGCACCGGUUCGACUAUCUGCUUACGGAAGCCCGGGACAAGUAUUCGGACGAGAUGCGGUUACUUAGCCAGACGCACGAAAUUCUGGAAUUUGUGGAAUGCUUUGACAGUAUCGGAUUGCAGUACCGGUCGGUGCUGCCGGUUAAAAUCAAAACGAAGCCGUGCAUUUUUAUCAUGCACCGUCGACGCGAAAUCGAUGUUAACCGGAUCCAGUUGAGCUUCGAUGAUGUCCUGGAACCCGAUUCGGUUGGUGGCAGUGGAACGCUAAGCGAUCCGGAGUUUCCGCCGAUCGAAAUUGUAGGCAACGACGAGGAAGACGAAGAGGAGGAGAAGGAGGAAAAUUGUGAAAAAGAUGACGAAGAAGAAGAGGAAGAUGAUGAACCGGAGCAAGAAGAAGACGAAGAGGAAGAUAUUGAACCCGAAGAAGACGAUUCUGGAGAGAACUUUCGGAUUGAAGUCGACCCUGAAGAACCAGAGCCAAAAGAGAAAAAACUUCCAAAAUUGAGAAAAAUUCAAAACAAGGAUUACACAACUCGACGAUCAUCGCACCCGUUACCGAGGCUGUCCAAAGGGAAACUAAGGAUUCGGGAAAUUCUGGAAGAAAAUGCCCAUCUGUUGAAGGAAGACGAAGCAGCGGAAACAAAGGAGGAAAAGCGGUCCAAAGUGGCUUCGUAUCUGAAGCACGCAUCGUUGGCAUCUUCAAAACUGAAAGCUGCCACUCAAAGAGUUCUCAAGGAGGAAAAGCUAAAACAACUGACCAGUGAGCUUGCCCAGCUGGACUUUAGUGAACUGUGCAAUCUGGAUAGAAUGUCGUCACGGGAGUGUUUGAGGAAAAUCAUCGACGAACAGUACGCCGCGGAAGAGCAGGUGAAUGACGAAUUAUGAUAUUUGUUAUGAAUAAAGGUUUUUCGAAA
Messenger RNA from Malaya genurostris, 2423 nucleotides. It is a transcript of the gene Alg12, whose product is annotated as probable Dol-P-Man:Man(7)GlcNAc(2)-PP-Dol alpha-1,6-mannosyltransferase. The transcript is spliced from 8 exons. Gene Ontology annotation, cellular component: endoplasmic reticulum membrane. Lineage: Eukaryota; Metazoa; Arthropoda; Insecta; Diptera; Culicidae. Gene Ontology annotation, biological process: protein N-linked glycosylation. Bases 262 to 2394 code for a protein of 710 amino acids. The record is from RefSeq and is a predicted model, not a curated record. Gene Ontology annotation, molecular function: alpha-1,6-mannosyltransferase activity.